This is a messenger RNA of Phyllostomus hastatus (greater spear-nosed bat), 2913 nucleotides long. It is a transcript of the gene MTARC1, whose product is annotated as mitochondrial amidoxime reducing component 1. Gene Ontology annotation, biological process: nitrate metabolic process. NCBI's taxonomy places the organism in Eukaryota, Metazoa, Chordata, Mammalia, Chiroptera, Phyllostomidae. Bases 460 to 1485 code for a protein of 341 amino acids. The transcript has 7 exons. Gene Ontology annotation, cellular component: mitochondrial inner membrane. The record is from RefSeq and is a predicted model, not a curated record. Gene Ontology annotation, molecular function: nitrate reductase activity; molybdenum ion binding; pyridoxal phosphate binding.
UCCUGGAAGAGGUGGGCUCAGGGAUGCACCCCAAUAUCUGAAUGUCCCCCGACCACAAUUCCUCAUUUCACAGGUGUGGGGAGACGGAGAGGGUGAGCAGCGGUUGGAAAUGGGGUAGGGGCAAGGGGAUCAUCUGUUUUCCCCGGUUUCCCGCUGGCCGCAGGCUCCCCCUGGAGGCCCGGCGGGGAGGGUAGUUCUUGCGGGGAACGCACCGCCAGCGGCUGCAGGCGGGAAGGUGCAGGAAGCGGCGGCUGGAAGACCCUGGAAGCCGAGCUGGCUCGCACUGCGUGACCCGGGCCCACCCCUCCGGAGAGGAGCGCUCCGAUAGGCCGGGCAUGGGUUCCCGGAACGGACCGGCCCUCCUGCUGGGCUCCGGACCAAAGGUUGCACCAAGGGCUGACCUGGGACCGCGGUGACCCCGCCCAGCUCCCCGCCUGGCCCACCCGCAACUGCUGAGCCAUGGGCGCUGUGGGCUCCUCGGUGCUGAGCCGCCUCCGUGUCCCACCGCCACGAUCGUCCGCGCAGCCCAGGACCGCCUGGCUCGCAGCGGCAGCGCUGGGACUGGCCGCGGUGGCGCUGGGGACGGUCGUCUGGCGCCGCACGCGGUCCAGGCGGCCGCGGCGGCUGCAGCAGGUGGGCACCGUGGCGCAGCUGUGGAUCUACCCGGUCAAGUCCUGCAAGGGGGUGGCGGUGAGCGAGGCCGAGUGCACCGCCCUGGGGCUGCGCAGCGGCAACCUGCGGGACAGGUUUUGGCUGGUGAUCGAUGAGACGGGGAACAUGGUGACCGCUCGCCAGGAACCUCGCCUGGUCGUGAUUUCCGUGACCAGUGAGGGGGACGCCCUGACCCUCCACGCACCCUCCAUGGAGGACCUGCUGCUGCCCCUCAGGACGCCCUCUGCAGGCGCGGUGUGGAAGUGCAGGGUUCACGGCCUGGAGAUCCAGGGCAGGGAUUGCGGCGAGGCGGCGGCCCGGUGGGUCACCAGCUUCCUGAAGACCCGGCCCUGCCGCCUGGUGCAUUUCGAGCCUCACAUGCGACCCAGGAAGUCCCACCAGAUGAAGGACGUGUUCCGGCCCACAGACCAGGUCGCUUACGCCGACGCCAGCCCUCUCCUGGUCCUCUCGGAGGCCUCGCUGGCCGACCUCAACGGCCGGCUGCAGCAGAAGGUCAAAGCCGCCAACUUCAGGCCCAAUAUCGUCAUUUCGGGGUGUGCCGGCUACGCGGAGGAUUCGUGGAACGAGCUUCGUGUUGGAGGCGUGGAGCUGAGGAGGGUGAUGGCUUGUUCCAGGUGCAUUCUGACGACAGUGGACCCGGACACCGGCGCCAUGAGCAGGAAGGAGCCGCUGGAGACGCUGAAGAGUUACCGCCUGUGUGAGCCUUCUGAACAGAAACUCUAUGGAAAAUCGCCUCUCUUUGGACAGUACUUUGCCCCGGAAAGCCCGGGCACCAUCAAAGUGGGAGACCCCGUGUACCUGCUGGGCCCCUGAUAGGAACCACGGGUCCUGGCAGAUGUCCUCCAAAGAUGUCCUCAGAAAUGCCAGCGCUUGCAGAACAGCCUUUGGGAACGGAGCCCUCCGCGUUUUCUUUAGAUCUGUGAUUUCCAAGUCUUUCCUCUGUCGGACGUCCCAGUGCUCAAAGCAGAGAAAUACACUCUCGACAGCAAAGCCGGACUUCAGGAAGUCACUUCAAGGACAAGAUUCUGAAACCGUGUUUAACUGCGGCUGUGGGAUAAUUCUUUCUCCUGCUUCUACAUUCGUCUACCCAGAACUCUCACCUCCACCACCACCUCCUUACCUGCUCCCCAGGGACAGAGAAAAGAAGAGAAAGAGGAAGAGUGGGCGAGUGAGGGGAAUGUUCUGGAAUGUUCCGGAAGGUUUUAUUGCCGUGUAUGGAGGGCACGCCAUGGAAAUUAAAUACCUCCCCAAAUAAGGCUGGAAUAUCACUUUGCUUUACCCCUCAAGCCCUGGGCUGGCUCUUGGAAGGACCCUCAGGGACCAUGUAAGAACCACAGCUCUUCUUGGAUCUGGCCCGGCUGCCCCUCCGUCAGUGUCCAUGGAGAUUUGGUGAACCCUCGUCAACACGCAGCCUCUGGGCUGUGGGACAGCAGAAGUGUCGGGCUGGACGUCCCACCUGUGACAAGGUGGCUGUCACACGCUGAUAAGGAAACAUGUGAAAAGCAAGACCAACCAAAACGUCCCUGCGGUGAAACAAGAGUAUCAGACACAUUCCACUCAUGAUCCAGGGCUUCUCCCGACGGGUGACAGUGAGCAGCAGCACCACAGAGGGGAGACCCCCGGUGGGAUGCUGUCUGAGAUGCCCGUUGAUGUUGCCCGGGAAGGAAAGGUAGGGCGCCUCUGCAGGUAAGAACCCAAAGGAAGCUUCUUGGCAGGAAGUGGUGCCAUCUAGUGGCACUGGAGGGCAACGCAGGCUAUGCUGUUGAAAAGACUGGGGGAAAAAAAAACAACUGUGGGUGGGGUUUAGUUUUCUGUUAGAAUAUUUUUUUUUAAGGAAGUCGGGUACCCUCCAGGUGUUUUCUGCUUCUCUGCCAGCGUCAUAUGCGUUCCUGAAAGGGUGGCUGUGCUGUCCCGGAGCGCUCCCGGGCCCUCGCAGCCCCAUCAGUGCAUGACCGGGCGCUCAUCUUCAAGUUCAGGGCGAGAAACCUCUGAGGUCCACAGACAGGAAGAAACGUGAUUGUGUGAUUCAGAAUAAGCCACUGAAGACCUCUCAGGGGAGAAAGGGAAAACGGGCCCAUUCAUUGAAAAACCAAUGUCUGCUUUUUCUGUUGAUGGAACGAGGGAACUACCUUCCGACAAAGUGUAUCGUCACUGUUCUGUGCUUUGAUUGUGUUAUUAGGGAGCCGACAAAAUCAUGAAAAGAAGAGUUUCAAAAAUGUAAAUAAAAGGAAGCUACUUUGA